Molecule: messenger RNA, 1333 nt
Organism: Coregonus sp. 'balchen'
Lineage: Eukaryota; Metazoa; Chordata; Actinopteri; Salmoniformes; Salmonidae
Source: the annotation of a GenBank genome assembly
CAAAGCGGUAGGUAGCCAUCGACCGGAGGGUCGUCGAGGUGAAGGAGUUGACACGACACAGCGGCUGUGUCACUACAGGUCACAUACCUGUGGUAACCAAAGAGUAAAAGCCAGACGGGCCUUUGAAGUUCAUCCCUGCCGAGGGCCAGAGACGGAGAAGUAGGGGCCAGUGGAGGCUGUGAUUGUGUCAAGCUCAUCCCAGCUGUGUGUAGGUGUCCUGGGCUACGUAGCCUAGCCAGACCUACCCCCACCUAAUCCAGAGAUGCUCCAGACCAACAACUACUCGCUGGUCCUGCUGGUCCAGCUAUGUCUGCUGACCUAUGACCUGUUUAUCAACUCCUUCAGUGAGCUGCUCAGGGCAUCGCCCGUCAUCCAGCUAGUGCUGUUCAUGUACGUACAUGAUUGGUUUUGUAGCCUGUUAAUGAUUCAAAUGUUUAUUAGAAUUUAAUAGCUAGUUCUUUUUUUUAAAUGUUCUUAAAGCUUUCCCAAAAACACAAUCAGGUCUUUGUUUACAAUUACUGCAAUGUUCUUUAGGCCUAACUGUGAUAUAACCUGUGUGUCCCCCAGCAUCCAGGACAUAGCCACCCUGUUCAACGUGAUCAUCAUUCUGCUGAUGAUGUUCAACACCUACGUGUUCCAGGUUGGCCUGGUCGCUCUGCUGCUGGUUAGGUUCAAAGCCUUACUGAUGCUGUCUGCCCUCUACCUCACCCUCAGCAUCUCCUUUCACUGCUGGAUAGUGGUACGUACGGACACACACACAGAGGAGCGUAGGAGUCGUAGUGACAGGAUUCUAACUCUCAUCAGAAAUAAUGCAUUAUGGGUACACGUGUUGUUCUAAACAUUGAUCUGAUGUGUUCUGUAGAACCUGAGAUGGCUGGAAUCCAACAGUUUCACCUGGACAAACGGCCUACAAGUCCUCUUCGUCUUCCAGAGGGUUGGUAAGUUGUUGAGAAAGACCUGCACACUGCUCUUGCCAGUAUCGCUUAGGUUUAUUCAGCCGUACUUUUUGAGGCUUUGAUAAGUGGUUUCUUAUUUUCACAAGCCUACUUAGUUAACAAACAUGUUUGUCAGUUUUGUGAUGCGUCUUCGGCAUUAACACUGGCAAAUGGUUGCUUUGAUUAAUAAUACUGAUACCAGACUAAACAACAUGUUGGUUUGUGAUGUGUUUGAGACAUUUAACCAACUGUGUUCUUCUCUGCCCACAGCUGCAGUGUUGUAUUGCUACUUCUACAAACGGACGACAGAGUGUCUGGGCGACCCGCGGCUGUAUGACGAUUCUGUCUGGCUGAGGGAUGUCUUCGCCAGAGCUCGUCAGUGAGAAGGAAGGAAGGAA